Linnemannia hyalina is the source of this 1698-nucleotide messenger RNA. The record is from the annotation of a GenBank genome assembly. NCBI's taxonomy places the organism in Eukaryota, Fungi, Mortierellomycota, Mortierellomycetes, Mortierellales, Mortierellaceae.
AUGCAGCACUACCAGUCUUUCCCUGCAGACACUAUCUACGCCCCCGCCAUGGAUCCCCAUUAUCUGAACAACAACCCAAGCAACAACUACCCCCCUACCCCUGCGCAAAUGGGUCCCCGGUCCACGCCCCACCACACUCUCCCACAUACAUCCCACGCUCGGACUCAUUCAAGAUCAAAUUCGGGUGCCUUCCCUCCUCACAACCAGGGUCCUUUCCCUCCACAACAACCACCAUCACAGAUGCAACAGCAACAACCACAGCUUAUCGAUGCUCCCAUGGGCUACCAGGGGAACCAUCCUAACCAGGCACGACCCUACACACCUGGCCCACAGGGCAUGAACGGAUAUGGAUCCCCUCCACCACCUACCUACAACCCUGCAUCUCAGGACCCUCACCUCCACCAGCGUGCACCCCACCACCCUCAUCCUUAUCAUGCCCCUGCCCCUCCAAUGACACACUCCCGCAGUCAUUCCCGUUCCCAUUCUCGCUCGCAGUCGCACUCACAGCAGCAGUUUGCCUCUUACCCUUCUAUCCAAUCUCCUCCCCCACCACAACCAUCUCUUGCCCCUCGUCAUGGUUCUCCUGCUGCCCCAGUCUCGCACCCCCACUCUCGCUAUGGCCAGGAGGGAUACAUGGACUCUCAGAUCGACCCUGUCCGGUUCCCAAUGCAGGUUCCUCAGCCUCCAGCACCCCGCCACAUGAUGGAUGAGCAGAUGCACCCACAGCUGCAGCAGCAGCUUGACCGCGAGAUGAGCCAUGGCCCUAUGGUUCCUCAAGUCCAAGAGCCCCUUGCAAGAGCCACCCCUGCUCCCGCACCCGCUCCUAUCUCUACCCCCGUCCCCACAUCUGCAUCAGCACCCGUGGCAGCAGCAGUCGAAGAGGAGGCUUCUGAUGCAUCAAAGUGCCCCGACUGUGGUAAGGUCUACAAGCAUGCUGCUUCUCUCUUGAAGCAUCGUUGGGAGCAUUCCGUCUACUGGAAGCCCGCCGCAAAGUUCCUGUUGUCCAAGCACCAGCAGGUUCAAUUGAUGGAGGCAGCCGCCAUCCUUUUGGGUAUGGACGAGUCCCGCCAGAGCGACAAGGACCCCAUUGUCCGUAUGAUGAGCCGCCAGCGUGGUCAGUCUGCCGCUGGGACAGCCAUCUCAUCCCUCUCCCCCGCCACAUCCACAAAGUCCCUCUCGGCCUCUCCCCCACCCAUGGCCGAGCGAGCAUUGGCAUUGAAGCAGGAGACCGCCGGUAUGAUGAGCCCACCUGCCUUUGUCGGACGCGCCUCCAACACCACCCGCCACUCUGUUACAUCCACCACCUCGACAGCCUCGUCCCUGUCAUCGACCCCUCCAUCUUUGGCUCCUGAUGACAACGAGAGUGUGAUUGAGGCCGAGGAUGAUAUGAUGUCUAUGCCACCUUCUCUUCGCCAGCCUCACCAGCAACUCAUGCAGCAGCAUCACCACCAACAGCAACAACACCACCACCAUAUCCAGCAACAGCAGCCCCAUGGUCUCCCUCACCACCAGCACCACGGUCAACAGCAGCUUCAGCAGCACUCCCACCAACAGCCACCGAUGAUGAUGGACAUGGACUUGAGACAGAAGCAUUCGGAGCCUCAGUACUAUCAGCAUGAUUCCCGAUACCCCGCCUACCACCAGCAGCAACCCCCACAACAACAUGCCGAGCCCUACGCCCCCUACUACCACCACUAA